Sardina pilchardus (European sardine) is the source of this 902-nucleotide messenger RNA. It is a transcript of the gene ube2d3, whose product is annotated as ubiquitin-conjugating enzyme E2D 3. The coding region runs from base 78 to 521 and encodes 147 amino acids. Gene Ontology annotation, biological process: protein K48-linked ubiquitination. Gene Ontology annotation, molecular function: ubiquitin conjugating enzyme activity. The record is from RefSeq and is a predicted model, not a curated record. The transcript is spliced from 7 exons. Lineage: Eukaryota; Metazoa; Chordata; Actinopteri; Clupeiformes; Clupeidae. Gene Ontology annotation, cellular component: nucleus.
UGUUGACAGUCGUUGCCCAGUUUACGUCGCAUAAUAACAAGUCACUGCCACUGCUAAAGGGGAGUUGAACAGUUGUUAUGGCUCUGAAGAGAAUACAGAAGGAACUCCAUGACCUCCAGAGGGACCCUCCAUCGCAGUGUUCAGCUGGACCUGUGGGAGAGGACUUGUUUCAUUGGCAAGCAACAAUUAUGGGCCCAGGUGACAGUCCAUACCAGGGCGGUGUGUUCUUCCUCACAAUCCACUUUCCUACAGACUACCCCUUUAAACCGCCAAAGCUAGCCUUCACAACUAAAAUAUACCAUCCCAACAUAAACAGCAAUGGUAGCAUAUGUCUGGACAUCCUGAGAUCACAGUGGUCUCCUGCCCUCACUGUAUCGAAAGUUUUAUUGUCCAUAUGUUCUCUGUUAUGCGACCCAAACCCAGAUGACCCUUUAGUACCCGAUAUUGCACACAUCUACAAAUCGGACAAAGACAAAUAUAACAGACUAGCAAGGGAAUGGACUCAGAAGUAUGCCAUGUGAAGCUUUGCCAUAGGGUUGCAGGAUAGCGUUUGCCCUGUGUUGACAUAUUACAAAUCCCAAAGUACUGUACACAUUUGAAGUUGUUGCUGAAGCAAAAAGUCUUUUUAUACAUAAGCAAUCUGCCUGGGGUGAGGGAGGGGGGGCAGUGGUGUUCUUUAAAGAAAUUGUUUUGUAACACUAACAAUCACUUCUCAUUGAACUGCUGAGUUGAGCCAUCAGGUAGAGGAAAAUUAUUUCAUAUUCCUCAUGAUUAUAGGUACUUUUCUUCUUUUGUCUUUUUUUUUUUUUUUCAAAAAGAAUCUUUUAAUGUAUAGUUUAUAAAGCUAUACUGUAUCUAUUUGUAUUAUUUUGCAUUAAAAGCUUAGGGGAGGAUUUGAAAUA